GGCCGCGCAGCAGGCGAUCGGACACGUCAUGCUGCCGUACACCUGCAUGAGGUAUCUGUCGUUGCCGCUGCUGGCGUGUCAGCCCCAGGUGCGGCAGCGGGUGCUGCAGCUCGUGCUGUGCAGCGCCGGCUGCCCAGGCACGGCGGCAGCAGCAGACGGCACGGGGCGCCGCCGCCGGCCGCCGCCGCCCUCCGCCGUACUGCAGCUGAGCACCAUGCAGGCAAUCCAGGCUGCGCUGCUGCCCGGAUUCACCAGCAAGUUCUUCGGCACUCUCAGCCCCACCGGACAGCCCUCCCUGGUGCCGCCGGCGCGACCCGCGUCCCCGCCUGACGCACCGGACCCCCCCAUCCUCCCUCCCUCCAGCGGCAGAGGCGGCCCCAACACAGCCGGUGAAUGCGACUGCAGCGGUGUCAGGGGCAGGGAGGGGGAGAACGACUGCAGCGGUGUCAGGGGCGCGGAGGGGGAGAACGGCGGCCCUGUGCGGCCCGGCGGUGCGGGGUCCCCGUGUAGCCGGGGGUGCGGCGGUGCGCAGUGGCUGCGGGUGGGCGAGGUGUGCAGCUUGCGGCUGCAGGUGUACAGCAACCUGCCCUCACCCGUCACCCUCACCGACCUGCAGCUGGUGCUCGGCAACCUGCAGCCGCCCCACCCCGCACCACCUCCACACGCGCCACAGCAGCCCCAACCUCAGCAGCCCCAGCAGCAGGCUGCGAUGCAGCCGUACCCCUCCCUCCGCCCCUCGCAGGGGCUGCCCAGCGCUCCGCAGGCCGCCCUGCCGCCCGCGCAGCCGCCCAUGCAGCCGCAGACCUCCGGGUCGGUCCUCAGCUGCGCGCCCUCCCUGGGCCACAUGUCGGCGGCCCCGCUGCCCCAGCACCCGCCCCUUGCAGGCAACCCGGGGACAGGCCCGCCGUCGCUGUCGUCUCUGCAGCUGCAGCCACAGCAGUACCCGCAGCAGCAGCCACAGCAGCACCGGCAGCAGCCGCCCCCGCGCCACCACAUGCAGGCCUCCUUCUCGCACGUGCAGGCGCAGCUCCAGCUGGCCCAGCAGCAGCAGCCCCUGCAGGGCCCGCCAGCGCAGGCGCCCAGCUGGCCCCAGCAGCCCCAGCACCAGCGGAACGCCUCGGGCGGCGACACGGCGGCUCCCUCUGGCGGCUCCUCCGCGCAGCCCUCCCUGCAGCCCUCCGCCGCCUGGCGGCCCACCCCCGGACAUGGGAGUACCGCCUCCCUAGGGCGGCAUGCAGGGGGCGGCUCCUCAGAUGGCUACGCCGGCUCGCAGCAUGGGCAGGAAAGCUGGUCGCAGCCACCGCCUCCGAUACCUCAACAGCAUCAACCGCAGCAGUACAGCAGCUACUACUACUCCACACAGCACCAGCACCCCCAGCAGCAGCACUACGUCCCCAGCGGGCCGCCCACGCUGUACACCGUGCCCUCCACCUCCUCCUCCAUCGCCACCUCCAUCGCUCCCCAGCCCCCCGGUUCCCCUUCCAUGCACGGCGCUGGCCCCACCUCCGUCUCAGCGGGCGGCUUCUCCCGGCUGUCGGGCGCCGCUCAGGCGCAUCGGGCCCUCGCAGCCGCCGGGGGGCUCUCCUCCCUCGGAGGGGGGCUGGGCGGCAGCACGGCGGGCGGCAGCAACCCCAACCUCUCCUCCACGGCGGCUGCAGCGGCUGCCGCUGCUGCCAUGGCGGCUGCGGGAGGGGGAGGCGGAGGCGGGGGCAGCUGCGGGAACCUGCUGGAGGCCUCGGGGCUGGGGCGGCGGGCGCCCUCCUGGCCGGAGUCCCUCUCCGGAGCCUCCCUCCCGCAAGGCAACCUCCACCCCGGCGCCCCAACCCCGGUCUCCAACUCCGGCUCAGGCGUGUUCGGCUCCUCGCCCUUCGCAAACGGAGGGGGCGGCUCCGCCUCCGCUGCCGCGCUGGCCGGUCGUACGGGCGGCGGCGGCGGCGGUGCUGACGUCAGCUGCGGCGGCGGCGGCCCGCUGAGCCCGGGCAGCGCUCGGGCGGGGGCCGGCGGGGGGGCCGGGUGGGCCCCGGGGGAGGACCUGGCGUGCCACCACCUGGUGGGGUUGCUGCAUGUGCAGGACCCUGCCCCCGGGAGCAGCCGGCACAGCAGCAAGCGAACCCCGCAGCGGCCCCCACCCGCCGGAGCUGAUGAAGGGGGUGGCGGCAAGGGCGCAGCGUGUACGACACCGCUCUCCUCAGCGUCAGGGGAGUGCAGUACGACAGACCCCCGGUGUGUCGUACUGCACCCCGGCCUGACCAUCCUCACCUUCCGCGUCGCACCCACCCGACCCGGGCUGUACUUUGUACGGCACUUGUCAGCCUCGCUGGGCUCGUACGACCUCCGGAUCCCCUUGGUGCCGUACCAGCAGCUCUCAGCGGAUGUACGAACGCUGUCCGGUGGCGGCGGCUGCUGGGGAGGUGGUGG
Astrephomene gubernaculifera is the source of this 2418-nucleotide messenger RNA. The record is from the annotation of a GenBank genome assembly. NCBI's taxonomy places the organism in Eukaryota, Viridiplantae, Chlorophyta, Chlorophyceae, Chlamydomonadales, Astrephomenaceae.